UGAAACUGUAACGUAUUGUUUCUAUUCACAUGGCUUGCAGAUUGUGGGCUGUGAGUAUUGCUUAAAUUUGUCAAUUUGCCUGAAACUUUGCUGAGUCUGUGUUGUUGACACUAGAUGAAUAAAGUCUGUCUUAACAGGAUUUUAUACAGUGUAACAAAACUUUCCUGUUCUAAAUGUAGACAGGAACUUCCCACUGAAAAAGUCUAUAGUGAAUUGAAAGUUGGUCAGUAUGGUUCAAAGAUCCUACGAACUGAAGCUGGGGCAUUCAAUGCAGGAAACAGACUGCAAAGAUAAAGAAGAGAUGCAGAAUCUGUGUGUUACAAAUGGGAGAACAGAGCAGUGCUGUGGGGAGCACAGAUGGAGACUGGAGUUGUUCUGCCAGGAGGAUGAGGCCUUUCUCUGUGUUCUGUGUGUUCCCAGACAUUCCGGUCACAGUUUUGUGUUCCUGCAUGACACAGUAAGUGUGUAUAAGGACAAACUGAAACCAUCACUAUCAUCCCUGGAACUAAAAGUCAGAGAUCUUAAAGAUUUACAAACCAAGACUGAGACAGAAUUCCAGGAGAUAAAAGAACAUGCUGUUAAUUUAGAAAAAUACAUUGCAGAAGAGUUUGCAAAACUGCACCAGUUUCUUCAUGACAAGGAGCAAAAACUCAUUCAACAACUUAACAGCAAAGCGUCAGAAAUUCUGAAAGAGAUAGAAGAAAAAUUUGAAUGCAUUAAAACUGGUGUCACAGAAAUCCACUCAGCAGUGUCUGAUAUUAACUUUGGAUUAAAAAAAGAAGUAGACAUUUUGGAAGAGAGAAGUGACACACACAAUCUGGCAACCACUGAAGAAUCCGUGUUGGGUGACACCUCAGAACAUGGAAAUCACAAAACGAAUGGUGUUCUAUCAGAUCCAGAAUCCUUUGAGGAUGUUGCUGUUACUUUCUCAGCAGAGGAGAUGAAGAUGUUAACAAAACAAGACAAGGAGCUUCAUAAGGAAGUGAUGUUAGAGAACUAUGAAACCUUAGUUUCAGCAGGUAGGUCUUGUCCCAUCUUAAGGAGUGGUCUUUGUUCUGAGAGUUACAAGUACCUUAUUAAAAUGCUAUGCCGAGAUGUCUUGUGUGUUUAUUAG
This is a messenger RNA of Protopterus annectens (West African lungfish), 1114 nucleotides long. RefSeq names its product zinc-binding protein A33-like. Gene Ontology annotation, biological process: regulation of DNA-templated transcription. Gene Ontology annotation, molecular function: zinc ion binding. The transcript has 4 exons. The record is from RefSeq and is a predicted model, not a curated record. Bases 230 to 1114 code for a protein of 294 amino acids. Lineage: Eukaryota; Metazoa; Chordata; Ceratodontiformes; Protopteridae.